UCAAACAAACAAAAACCUCCAUGGAAAUCCACUUUCAGUCGCCGGGAACCCACGGCGGAGCCACCGCUUCAUUGGGCAAAUCAAGCAAAUUCAAAGGCAGAACUAGAGGGAACAAUGCUAACAAGUUCGUCGGAGUCCGGCAGCGGCCGUCGGGGAGAUGGGUGGCGGAAAUCAAAGACACGACAAAGAAAAUCCGAAUGUGGCUCGGAACUUUCGAGACGGCGGAGGAAGCCGCCCGAGCUUACGAUGAAGCCGCUUGUCUUCUUCGAGGUUCCAAUACAAGAACGAAUUUCAUCCCACAAAUCUCCACUAAUUCCCCAAUCGCCUCACGAAUUCGCAGCCUUUUAAACAGCAGAAAAAACCCAAUUCUAAAUCCACUCAAAAACCACUCCGCCGCCGCCGCCGCCGCUCCAAUAAUUCAGGACGGCCGGCUGUUCGACGGCGCCUAUAAACCCGACAUGACGAACUGUUUGGAAGAAACAGAGAUGGGUUCUGAUUUUUGUAGCGAUUCAUCUUGUUCUUCUGAUUCUUCUCGAUUGGGGGCUUCUUCUGGAGUUGGGUUUGUCGAUGGGCUUUCGAUGGUGCAAGAAUCGAUGAAGUUUCCGGUGAACGCGGCGGCGUUUCAAGCGGAAGGCGAACAUUCAGAGGAUUUGGAGCUAUCAGCUUUUGAGAGGAUGAAAGUUGAGAGGCAAAUUUCUGCUUCUUUAUAUGCCAUGAAUGGAGUUCAGGAGUAUAUGGAGGCUGUUCAUGAGGCCUCUGAGGCAAUUUGGGAUCUUCCACCACUCUGUUCUUUGUUCUGUUGAUGAUCAUGAACAGAUUAAGAUAAACCAUGUGGGUUUAUCUCUUAUUUUCUUUGUUUAGUGCUUGAUUUUAGUGUUUUUCUUAUGACAAAUGUUGUCCGUACAAGAAUUUGGGAGAUUAAAACAUGAAAUUGGAGACAGAAACCAUUUAAAGAAGAUCAAACUUUUGGUGGGUAAUUUAGAAAUCAAUCUAAAAAGCUUAAAAUUCAAAAGGGUAUGUAAAUAAUUUGUGAUUAAGAAGCUUGUUCAUGAAUAAACUCCAUUUUUAAGGGAUUUGCCU
Molecule: messenger RNA, 1080 nt
Organism: Cucurbita pepo subsp. pepo (vegetable marrow)
Lineage: Eukaryota; Viridiplantae; Streptophyta; Magnoliopsida; Cucurbitales; Cucurbitaceae
Source: RefSeq, a predicted model, not a curated record